Messenger RNA from Physeter macrocephalus (sperm whale), 5369 nucleotides. It is a transcript of the gene GRIN2C, whose product is annotated as glutamate ionotropic receptor NMDA type subunit 2C. Gene Ontology annotation, molecular function: NMDA glutamate receptor activity. NCBI's taxonomy places the organism in Eukaryota, Metazoa, Chordata, Mammalia, Artiodactyla, Physeteridae. Gene Ontology annotation, cellular component: plasma membrane; NMDA selective glutamate receptor complex. Gene Ontology annotation, biological process: monoatomic ion transport; long-term synaptic potentiation; excitatory postsynaptic potential. Bases 391 to 4230 code for a protein of 1279 amino acids. The transcript has 11 exons. The record is from RefSeq and is a predicted model, not a curated record.
CAUUGGCUGUGAACCUUCCUGGGGCAGAACCCAGAUGGAUGAGUUUCCAAAGGUCUGGCCCUUCUAGCCAAGCCUGAUGUUCAACAGUAGAAUGGAAGUAGUGAGCACCUAUUCUGGUCACGUUCUUCCCAGGUCCUGCCCUCUGGGCUGCGCUUGGACGCUCGGCUAACCUCUCUGUCUCUUUCUCUUUGUCUGUCUGUGUCUGUCUGUCUCCCCCUCUCUCUGCCUCCCUUUGUGGAGGGAGGUUUCUCCCUCUUCUCUUUCAUCCUCUGGGCGUGUGUCCCUCUGACUCUGGCCUCUGCCUCCUCUCUGUCAUUCAUCUUUUCUCUCCGUGCCUCUGUCCCCAUCCCUGUACCUAUCCUGGUCUCUCCGCAGGACCCUCCAGUGGACAUGGGUCGGGCCCUGGGGCCGGCCCUGCUGCUCACCUCACUCCUUGGGGCCUGGGCAGGGCUGGGCCCGGGGCAGGGCGAGCAGGCUGUGACGGUGGCCGUGGUGUUUGGCAGCUCGGGGCCACUGCAGGCCCAGGCCCGUACCCGCCUCACCCCCCAGAGCUUCCUGGACCUGCCCCUGGAGAUCCAGCCGCUCACCGUGGGUGUCAACAACACCAACCCCGGCAGUCUCCUCACCCAGAUCUGCGGGCUCCUGGGCACCGCCCGAGUCCACGGCAUCGUCUUUGAGGACAACGUGGACACCGAGGCCGUGGCCCAGAUCCUCGACUUCAUCUCCUUCCAGACCCACGUGCCUAUCCUCAGCAUCAGUGGGGGCUCUGCCGUGGUCCUCACCCCCAAGGAGCCGGGCUCCGCCUUCCUGCAGCUGGGCGUGUCCCUGGAGCAGCAGCUGCAGGUGCUGUUCAAGGUGCUGGAGGAGUACGACUGGAGCGCGUUCGCCGUGAUCACCAGCCUGCACCCGGGCCACGCGCUCUUCCUCGAGAGCGUGCGCGCCGUCGCCGACGCCAGCUACGUGGGCUGGCGGCUGCUGGACGUGCUCACGCUGGAGCUGGGCCCCGGCGGGACGCGCGCCCACACGCAGCGCCUGCUGCGCCAGCUCGACGCCCCGGUGCUGGUGGCCUACUGCUCGCGCGAGGAGGCCGAGGUGCUCUUCGCCGAGGCGGCCCAGGCCGGCCUGGUGGGGCCCGGGCACGUGUGGCUGGUGCCCAACCUGGCGCUGGGCAGCACCGACGCGCCCCCCGCCGCCUUCCCCGUGGGCCUCAUCAGCGUCGUCACCGAGAGCUGGCGCCUCAGCCUGCGCCAGAAAGUCCGCGACGGCGUGGCCAUCCUGGCCCUCGGCGCCCACGGCUACCGGCGCCAGCACGGCGCCCUGCCCGCCCCGGCUGGGGAGUGCCGCGGCCACCCUGGGCCUGUCAGCCCUGCCCGGAAGGCCUUCUACAGGCACCUACUGAACGUCACCUGGGAGGGCCGGGACUUCUCCUUCAGCCCCGGUGGGUACCUGGUCCAGCCCGCCAUGGUGGUGAUUGCCCUCAACCGGCACCGCCUCUGGGAGACGGUGGGGCGCUGGGACCAUGGUGUCCUGCACAUGAAGUACCCGGUGUGGCCUCGCUACGGUGCCGCCCUGCAGCCCGUGGUGGACAGCCGGCACCUGACGGUGGCCACGCUGGAAGAGCGACCCUUUGUCAUCGUGGAGAGCCCCGACCCUGGCACAGGCGGCUGCGUGCCCAGCACCGUGCCCUGCCGCCGGCAUGGCAACCACACCUUCAGGUCCGCGAGAGCACCCGGGAGAGCCGGUGUGAGCCGCGCGCCGCCGUGCGAUGGCGGGCGUUGUGUGUGUCUUAUGCUUGGGUACAGGGGUGGGCGUCCACCCGCCAGGCUGGGGGGAGCCGCUGGCUCUGACCCCUGCUGGUCUCUUGGUGGCAGCAGUGGUGACACGGCCCCCUACACCAAGCUUUGCUGUAAGGGCUUCUGCAUCGACAUCCUCAAGAAGCUGGCCAAGGCGGUCAAGUUCUCCUACGACCUGUACCUGGUGACCAACGGCAAGCAUGGCAAGAGGGUGCGCGGCGUGUGGAACGGCAUGAUCGGGGAGGUGUACUACAAGCGGGCAGACAUGGCCAUUGGCUCCCUCACCAUCAAUGAGGAGCGCUCCGAGAUCGUGGACUUCUCCGUGCCCUUCGUGGAGACGGGCAUCAGCGUAAUGGUGGCUCGCAGCAACGGCACCGUCUCCCCCUCGGCCUUCCUGGAGCCCUACAGCCCUGCCGUGUGGGUGAUGAUGUUUGUCAUGUGCCUCACCGUGGUGGCCAGCACCGUCUUCGUGUUCGAGUACUUCAGCCCCGUCAGCUACGACCAGCGCCUCUCCAGCGGCAAGAAGCCUGGGGGCCCGUCCUUCACCAUCGGCAAGUCCGUGUGGCUGCUCUGGGCGCUGGUCUUCAAUAACUCGGUGCCCAUCGAGAACCCCCGGGGCACCACCAGCAAGAUCAUGGUCCUGGUCUGGGCUUUCUUCGCCGUCAUCUUCCUCGCCAGCUACACCGCCAACCUGGCCGCCUUCAUGAUCCAGGAGCAGUGCAUCGACACUGUGUCGGGCCUCAGUGACAAGAAGUUCCAGCGGCCUCAGGAUCAGUACCCGCCCUUCCGCUUCGGCACCGUGCCCAACGGCAGCACGGAGCGGAACAUCCGCAGCAACUACCGCGACAUGCACGCGCACAUGGUCAAGUUCAACCAGCGCUCGGUGGAGGACGCGCUUAGCAGCCUCAAGAUGGGGAAGCUGGAUGCCUUCAUCUAUGACGCUGCUGUCCUCAACUACAUGGCGGGCAAGGACGAGGGCUGCAAGCUGGUCACCAUUGGCUCUGGCAAGGUCUUUGCCACCACUGGCUAUGGCAUCGCCAUGCAGAAGGACUCCCACUGGAAGCGGGCCAUAGACCUGGCGCUCCUGCAGUUCCUGGGGGACGGGGAGACCCAGAAGCUGGAGACGGUGUGGCUCUCGGGGAUCUGCCAGAAUGAGAAGAACGAGGUGAUGAGCAGCAAGCUGGACAUCGAUAACAUGGCCGGCGUCUUCUACAUGCUGCUCGUGGCCAUGGGGCUGGCCCUGCUGGUCUUCGCCUGGGAGCACCUGGUCUACCGGAAGCUGCGCCACUCGGUGCCCAACGCGUCCCGGCUGGACUUGCUGCUGGCCUUUAGCAGGGGCAUCUACAGCUGCUUUAGCGGGGUGCAGAGCCUGGCCAGCCCCGCGCGGCCGCCCAGCCCGGACCUCCCCGCCGGCUCGGCCCGGGUCAGCGUGCUCAAGAUGCUGCAGGCGGCGCGCGACAUGGUGACCACGGCGGGCGUGAGCAGCUCCCUGGACCGCGCCACGCGCACGCUCGAGAGCUGGGGCGGCGGCCGCCGCGCGCCCCCGCCGCCCGCCUGCCCCAGUCCGCGGCCGCCCACCCCCGGCCCGGCCCCCGAGCCGAGCCCCACGGGCUGCGGGCCGCCGGGCGGGGGCCGCACCGCGCUGGGGCGCAGGGCCCCGCAGCCCCCGGGCCGCGCCCCGAUGCCCGGCUCCUCCCUACCCGACGUCUCCCGGCUGUCUGGCCGGCCGGCCUGGGAGGCGCGCUGGCCGUUGCUGGCCGGGCGCGGCGGGCGGCGCCUCUCGGCCUCCGAGCGGCGCGCGCUCCCGGAGCGCCCGCGGUCGCCCGAGCGCUGUCACUACAGCUCCUUCCCUCGAGCCGACCGGUCAGGGUGCCCCUUCCGUCCGCUCUUCCCGGAGCCCCCCGAGCCCGAGGACCUGCCGCUGCUCGGGCCGGAGCAGCUGGCCCGGCGGGAGGCUCUCCUGCGCGCGGCCUGGGCCCGAGGUUCGCGCCCGCGCCACGCUUCCCUGCCCAGCUCGGUGACCGAGGCCUUCGCCCGGCGCAGCUCGGAGCCCUCCCGGUGUGCCCGCCCGGCCUGCGGGCGCUGGAUGCAGGCGCAGUCGAUGCGGCUGCCGUCCUACCGGGAGGCCUGCCGGGAGGGGGUGUGGGCAGGGGCCCCCCCCUGGCCGCACGGACAGCACACCUGCCUCCACGCCCAUGCCCACCUGCCGCUUUGCUGGGGGGCUGUCUGCCCUCACCUCCCACCCUGUGCCAGCCACGGCCCCUGGCUUCCUGGGGCUUGGGGGCCUCCGGGGCACAGGGGCCGGACCCUGGGACUGAGCACAGAAUACAGGGACACUGGGGGGCUGGAAGAGGCCAGCAGGGCGGCCUGUGGGAUGCACGGCUUCCCCCGACCUUGCACCUGGAGGCGGAUCUCCAGCUUGGAAUCCGAAGUGUGAGGUGUCAGCUAUUCUGGUUCCUGCUCAGCUGGAUUCUCCGCCUGGCACUGCCAGCGUUAGGGGGUAGGUGGGCUCGGGCUUUUCUGGCUUCUGCCACGAAAUCCUGGCCCUGGGAACCCAGUGACAGAUGAUGUCUUCCACGGUCAGCUCAGCGACCUCAGCAGCCUCAGGUCCUGGUGUGGGGUGCGCUUUUGCCAUCUUCUCAUGCCAAUCCCUUCCCGCCUGGGCUGGAGUCACGGGGAGCAGCAGCGGGGUCUCCCUGCCCUGCUGUGAGCCAGUCCCUGGUCAUGGCUUCUGGGGGCUCGCUGUGGGAGCAUGGAGGCUGGAGCUCGGUGUUGGGGCAGGGCGGCCCUGCUCCUGGCUCCGGCUGGCUGGAGUUGCUUCUCCUCAGAGUGCUGGGACAUUAAACAAACCUUUUACAACCCACUGGUCCCGGCUGCCUCAUUCUGCAUCCCUGGAGGGGGCACACCAGAGCUGGUAGCAUCCUGGGAGUAUCCCAGAUGGGGUGUCUGCCUAGAGCAGGUGGGCAGCUCCCUUUGUGGAGUAUCCGGGAGGUAAGGCUGAGAGAGGGCUCCAGGCAGCAGAAGCCACUUGGUAUUCAGUGCCAGCUCCCGCCCGCCCUGGUGCCAAACGAAACAAAUGGCGCUCAGCACGGGGGCUCUGGUGGUGAUGGAUGGAGCUCAUCCUUCAAUCUCCUUGAAAAGAAGGGCCCACGCCAGGGGCUCUGGGGGUUCUGCCCUGCCAGGGGUCCCCGGGUCCCCGUGGGAGCCUGACAAUGUUAUGGUGGAAACGGCGGAGGGAGGUCUGUUGUGGGGAACCUGCUGGGCUCUCCUGGGCCCUGGCCAGCUGUGUUCGCCCCGUGGUGGCUGUGCAGGGCUCGGACUGCCGGCUGGCUCUGGAAGCCUGGCAUGGGUGGCUUCCGGGGUCAGGCACGGCUCAGCCUUGGGAGGGAAAGACCUCCAGGUCAGAGACUCUGUACCCACAUCUCAGUUCUCUGUCCUCCCUCUGGGGCUCUCAGUCCCACCUCCUUCCUCUGUCACAUGUCACUGGCUGUGAACCAUCUAAAAAGAUGGCUCCUGCUUACCAUUUUCAAUGCUUUCACUUCUGGGAUUACAUUUAGCCCCACAAUGACUAAAGCA